CGAUUCUUCCGGCGAACCAUGUGGUUUUGGUCAUGUUGAGCUUUCACGUACCUAAAAAUAGGUGGACACAUGUCGUCACCCUCUUAGAUAUAGGAUUUAGCAGAGACUAACGGCCACGAUUUGUUUAGAGUCAAGCGAUAUAAAGCAAAGCUCCUUUCAUUUUUUCAGAAAUUUUGAACCCAUUAAUUCAAGGCGGGGCGUUUCAGGAUCCGAUUUCAAGUUUUGUUCUUCGUUAAAAUUCACCAGAUAGAGACUGAAGAAUGGCUGACGGUGAAGACAUUCAACCGCUAGUUUGUGACAAUGGAACGGGAAUGGUUAAGGCUGGAUUCGCGGGUGACGAUGCGCCAAGAGCGGUUUUUCCAAGCAUUGUAGGCCGUCCUCGCCACACGGGUGUGAUGGUUGGGAUGGGACAAAAGGAUGCUUAUGUUGGAGACGAGGCUCAAUCAAAACGUGGUAUUUUGACUCUCAAAUACCCAAUUGAGCAUGGAAUUGUUAAUAAUUGGGACGACAUGGAGAAGAUUUGGCAUCACACUUUCUACAAUGAGCUUCGUGUUGCCCCUGAAGAACAUCCGGUUCUCUUAACCGAAGCUCCUCUCAAUCCGAAAGCUAACCGUGAGAAGAUGACUCAAAUCAUGUUUGAGACAUUUAACACUCCUGCUAUGUAUGUUGCCAUUCAAGCUGUUCUCUCACUCUAUGCCAGUGGCCGUACAACUGGUAUUGUUUUGGACUCUGGAGAUGGUGUGAGCCACACGGUACCAAUCUACGAGGGUUACGCUCUUCCACACGCGAUCCUACGUCUUGACCUAGCGGGUCGUGACCUCACAGACCACCUCAUGAAAAUCCUGACAGAACGUGGCUACUCCUUCACCACAACUGCUGAGCGUGAAAUUGUAAGAGACAUGAAAGAGAAGCUCUCUUAUAUUGCUCUAGACUACGAGCAAGAGCUAGAGACUUCCAAAACAAGCUCGUCCGUUGAGAAAAGCUUCGAGCUUCCUGACGGACAAGUGAUAACCAUUGGAGCAGAGCGGUUUCGGUGUCCGGAAGUUCUGUUUCAGCCGUCAAUGAUCGGAAUGGAAAAUCCGGGAAUCCAUGAAACCACAUAUAACUCUAUCAUGAAAUGUGAUGUGGAUAUUAGGAAAGAUUUGUAUGGUAACAUUGUGCUAAGUGGUGGAACCACAAUGUUUGGAGGGAUUGGUGAUAGAAUGAGCAAAGAAAUUACGGCUUUGGCUCCAAGUAGUAUGAAGAUUAAGGUCGUGGCUCCACCGGAGAGGAAGUACAGUGUUUGGAUCGGUGGCUCUAUAUUAGCUUCACUCAGCACUUUCCAGCAGAUGUGGAUUGCGAAAGCAGAGUACGAUGAAUCUGGACCCUCAAUUGUGCAUAGGAAAUGCUUCUAAUCACAGUUCCUAAAAUCACCAAAGGAAGACAGAAGUAAAAGUAAAAGACAAACAGUAAAAAAAAAAACUGAGUAUUUUUUUUACAGCUUACAUUUUUCCAUCAUAUUUUCUAAUGUCUCCAUUUUUUUUUUUUUUUUUUUAAUAGUCUCUCUAUGUUAAUUUUUCCAACUAAGCAUACUUUUCUUUGAAGAAUGUCCACUCCCACAAUGUACUAUAAGCGAUAAAACUUAAUUAUAAUAUUUUCUUCUAUUAACUUAA
Molecule: messenger RNA, 1652 nt
Organism: Arabidopsis lyrata subsp. lyrata
Lineage: Eukaryota; Viridiplantae; Streptophyta; Magnoliopsida; Brassicales; Brassicaceae
Product: actin-12
Exons: 5
Coding region: 261-1394 (377 amino acids)
Cellular component (GO): cytoplasm
Source: RefSeq, a predicted model, not a curated record